GCCGACGCUCGAGUGCAAGUGAUGCGCGCACGCUCUGAAGCCGCAGGCUUCUGCUACCAGUGUGGCUACGAGAUCACACCGACGGCACGGAUGAGCAACACCAACCAAGUCUACACUCAACGCGUGGCCAUACGCCUGCUCGAUCCGGUAGGCCGCACUCGCACUUUACUCGACCGUGCCGAGCUCACCUACAUAUUCGCGCAGCCAUGA
Messenger RNA from Epithele typhae, 210 nucleotides. RefSeq lists its product as uncharacterized. The transcript has a single exon. The record is from RefSeq and is a predicted model, not a curated record. The annotation marks the transcript as partial. Lineage: Eukaryota; Fungi; Basidiomycota; Agaricomycetes; Polyporales; Epitheliaceae.